Cloeon dipterum is the source of this 5368-nucleotide messenger RNA. RefSeq names its product protein polybromo (gene polybromo). Gene Ontology annotation, molecular function: chromatin binding; protein binding. Bases 150 to 5216 code for a protein of 1688 amino acids. The transcript is spliced from 26 exons. Gene Ontology annotation, cellular component: RSC-type complex; SWI/SNF complex. Gene Ontology annotation, biological process: transcription elongation by RNA polymerase II; chromatin remodeling. The record is from RefSeq and is a predicted model, not a curated record. Lineage: Eukaryota; Metazoa; Arthropoda; Insecta; Ephemeroptera; Baetidae.
AAUCGACAUUUUUGCGCUUGCUUGAGUUGUUUGGGGCCCAACACAGCAGCACCUUUGACUGCCUUUGGCUGAUUUGUUUUGAUUUCGUUUGCAGCUGCAGCGAAAUUUGUGGAUUUUUGUCUUCUCGCCGUUCCUUUGCAUGAGCCGGCAUGAGUAAAAGACGAAGAGCAUCUUCAGCGGCUAGUAGCCGUGAGCCGGAAGACGAAAUAAUGAGCGACCCAGAGCCUGUUGUGCUCGAGCCGGUUCGCAAAAGACGACGCGUUGAUCCUGUUGAUAUUUGUCAGCAGCUGUAUGAUACCAUCAGAAAUUUUAAGAAAGAGGACGGAGGCCUCUUGUGCGAUGCUUUCAUCAGAGCUCCAAAGCGCAGACAAGAGCCUGCUUACUAUGAAGUUGUUACAAACCCCAUUGAUUUACUGAGAGUUCAGCAAAAGUUAAGAACCGAUGAGUACGAAGAUAUUGAGCAGCUCACUGCAGACAUAGAACUGAUGAUUGGCAAUGCAAAGGCCUUUUAUAAGAAAACCAGCCAAGAAUAUAAAGAUGCCUGUGAGCUUUGGGACUUGUAUGAGUUGACCAGAAACCGACUGACCGACACUGAAUCAAGUUCUGCAGAUGGCGAUGGAGGUUCAGAGCAGAAGGGCAAAAUAAUUCUCAAGGUUGGCAGACUGGCGAGGAGAGCUGCUGCUGCAGCCGAAGCUAGGCGUGAUGAUGCCGAUGAAGGAGCUUCCGAAUGCAGCUCCACGGCUCAGGAAGAUGAUAACAACGUGUAUGAAGAGCUCUUCUCCACGAUCAUGAUGGCCCAGGAUUCUGAGGGGAGAGAUUUGCACCCAGCUUUCCAACUGCUGCCAUCGAGAAAGGCAUACCCUGAGUACUAUGAAGUGAUUGACUCGCCAAUCGACCUGAAAAUGAUCGCCACGAAAAUCCAGAGCAACCAGUACUCAUCGCUGAACGACAUGGAACGAGACCUCCUUCUGAUGGUGAGGAACGCCAUGUCCUUCAAUGAGCCGGGCUCCACGAUUUACAAGGACGCCAAGAACCUGAAAAAAGUCAUCACGUCCAAGAAGGUUGAAAUUGAGUCAGGAAGGAGUACCACAGGCAAGAGCAGCGAGCGGAUCCGCAGCAAGCGCCUGAGAGGCAACCAGUCCAUGUCGGCAAUCACCUCGGCCCUCAAGUACGAAGAUGACGAAGAAGAGGAGGAUGAGGAGGCCAUGGAGGAGGAUGAGUCUGAAGAGGAGGAUGACGAUGAGGGUGGCAACGAGGAUGAUGAGGAGAACGGCACACUGUGGACCUUGUAUGAAACAGUCCGCUCCUAUACCAACAACCAGGGCUACCAGCUGAGCGAUCCGUUUAGAAAGUUGCCGUCCAAGAGGUAUUACGCCGACUACUACAAGGAGAUCAAGAAUCCUAUUUCCAUGUACCAAAUCAGGACGAAAAUUAAGCGAGGUCAUUACGGCACAGUAAGUGAAAUCGCAGGGGACUUGAACAUCAUGUUUGAGAAUGCCAAAAAGUACAACCGCCCUGACUCGAAAAUCUACAAGGAUGCAGUAAAACUACAGAAACUCAUGCAGACCAAGGUGCAGGAACUGCUUGAGUAUGAUCAGGUACGCGUGGUAGCUACCAAAAACCAAUGUCGAGCUAAUCUGAAACGUGUGAAUCAGGAGAGCGAGAGUGAGGAAGAUGAGGAUGGUGACGACUCGGCCCCUUCAACUCCUCAGGCACCAGCCCGACGCGGCCGUCCACCUGGCUCGCUGAACAAACCCAAGGGAAAGCCUGAGGAGGUCCUCAGGAGGAAGCGGUAUUUGCAGAUAUAUAGGUCUUUGGUUGAGUACCGCGACGACGGCCGACAGCCGAUCCUCAUGUUCAUGGAAAAGCCGAGCAAGAAGCUAUACCCUGACUACUACCAAGUCAUCGAACACCCAAUAGACAUGCUGACCAUCGAGUCAAAUAUCAAGGCAGACAAGUACCUAAACGAGGAUCAACUUGUGUCAGAUUUCAAGCUGAUGUUUACUAACUGUCGCCAAUAUAAUGAGGAAGGAUCAGUGAUCUAUGAAGAUGCUAACAAGUUAGAACGACUGCUGGCUCACGCUUUGAACACGCCAACUCGACUUGCUGUACGAACUUCAAGUGGCAAGAACAAAAGACAACAGCAGCAGAACAAUCUCUACCAAAAACUCAGAACUCUAUUUGAUACUAUUCGUGACCACAAAGACCCAAAAGGAAGACAACUCUCCGUCAUUUUCAACAAACUUCCUUCUAAAGUAGAAUAUCCAGAUUACUAUGAGGUUAUCAAGAGACCGAUUGACCUAGAGAAAAUCUCUUCAAAACUGAGAUCGACCUCCUACCUGAGUCUAGACGACAUGGUGUCUGACUUUGUGCUCAUGUUCGACAACGCCUUCAAAUACAAUGAGCCCGACUCGCAAAUUUACAAAGAUGCAUUGAUGCUGCAGCGAGUGGCACUACAGACUAAAUUGCAGUUGAGGGAGGACGAGGAGUCGCUCCCUGACGUCCCUCUUGCGGUACAGGAGCUGCUGACCUCUCUUUUUACGGCCACGUACAAUCACCAGGAUGAGGAAAGCCGUUGCUUCUCUGACUCAAUGGCAGAACUUCCUGAACAUGAUGAUGUCGAAGGAAACAAGGUCCGCGCAUUGUCUCUCGACCUGAUAAAGAGGCGUCUUGACCGCGGAUUCUACCGGCGCUUGGAUUCCUUCCAGGAAGACAUGUUCGCCUGCUUGGACCGAGCUCGCAGACUGUCGCGAUCAGACUCGCAGGUGUUUGAGGACGCCAUCGAAAUGCAAGUCUUCUUCAUCAAACAGAGAGAUGAGUUGUGCCGAGGCGGGGAUUUGCUGCACUCACCAGCUCUGCGGUACUCUGCGCAAGAUUUGGCUGGCAACCUGGACGCGCUGAGGCAAGAAAAGGCAAUGAAGGAGUUGCCUGAGGAGGAAACUGAGCCUAAGCAGCCGUUGAUGGGCGAAUUGGAGAGCGCUGGAAACGAGAUGAGUUUCAACCAGCAAACCUUCAGGGUGGGAGAUUUCGUCUACCUGGAGCCCAAGGAGAGGGGACUGGAGCCGCACAUCAUACUGGUCGAGCGUCUCUGGACCAACCAGGACAAUCAGCAGAUGCUCUACGGCAACUAUUUCUACAGGCCUAAUGAAACUUACCAUCUGACAACUCGGAAAUUCCUUGAAAAGGAAGUCUUCAAAAGCGACGUCAGAGCAGCUUUUCCAAUGAGCCAAGUCACUGGAAUGUGCUUGGUCCUCAGCGUUAGGGACUACCUGCGUUUAAAACCAGAGUCUUUCCCUGAAAAGGAUGUUUACGUUUGCGAAUCAAGAUACGCCUCUAAGGCCAGAAGUUUCAAAAAGAUAAAGUUGUGGCCCUGCACGCUCCCUGAGCACAUCAAGCUUGUCACUCGAGAGGAGCCCUUGGAGCCAAAAAGAGUCAUGUCUGUGUUUAGAGAUCGCGUUGAAAAGCACAAGGAGGAAAUUGCCGAGCUGGAUGAGAUGGAGAGGCUUCCAGAAAAGGAGAUUCCGCCCAACGUGGAGUUGAAUUUGGAGCAGCCCAUUGAGGGAUUCACCUACUAUGAACAAUACAAGGUGCAAAGCUGUGGCACAAUCAAAACUGGUGACUGUGUUUAUGUCAAGAACAACACUGGCAAGCAAAUUGUGGUGCAGGUGGACUCGAUUUGGGUCACCAAAAGCCGAGAAGAGUUUUUCAAAGGCCCUAUCUUUGUUUCUCCAUCUGAGGUGCCAAACACGCCAGGCAGACUUUUCUACAAGCAGGAACUGUUUUUGAACCAAGUGGAAGAAGUUUACCCGCUGGCAUCAAUCACUGGAAGAUGCGCAGUGCUGGAACACGGAGAAUACAUUUCCUGUCGGCCUACAGAGGUCAGCGAGACAGACGUUUACGUGUGCGAGUCGAGCUUUGACGACAGCAAGAAGCAACUCAACAAGCUGACCCGCGACGGCAUCAAGAAGUACAGCCACUCAGGAGACGUUGUCGAGGACGAAAUCUACUUCUUCCGUCGCCUCAUCAAUCCGGCCAAAGUUGGCAGCGAUGGUGUGCAAAAAGAUUCAAAGGGAUUGUUUAACACGUUUGAAAGGCAGGACUCGUCCCCAGUCGCCAGCAGGGACGCUGACGUUUCCCUCAUGAUGGAGGACUCGAUGGACGCCCCGCCGUCAGUCGGCUCCGGUGACACUCCCACGCCGUCGCCAUUGAUGCAGACUCCAGUUUCUACUAUUAAAAAGAAGUCAAAACCUUUGCAGAAGGGAACUGGCAAGAAGCUGGUGACAGGCUACAUUCUGUACUCCAGUGACGUGCGCAAGAACGUGGCAAUCCGCUUCCCUGAUUCAAGUUUUGGCGAGAUCAGCCGUAUCGUCGGCAACGAGUGGCGAAGUUUGUCAGCGUCAGAGAAGCAAAGCUACGAGGAACGUGCUGCGCGCCUCAACGAGGAGACGACGGCCAGGAUGGCGCUUGAGGCCUUGGGACCCGGCGAGACGCCGCACCAGGACUUGAUCUAUGAGUGCCUCUGGAGCAACUGCGACUACCAGUUUGAGGAGCUGAACGACCUCAUUGAGCACUCAGUCGGCGAGCCUGAUGGACACAUUCAAAAACAUUUUGUCAGUAAACCUGAUACUGAAUACCAAUGCAAAUGGAAGGGUUGCAUCAGGCAGAAGAAAACGGUGCCGCCAUUCCCGAGCAUCAUGCGUCUCGCUCGGCACUGCAAGGAGCAGCACAUCCUGAAGGCUUCCGGCCGAGUUGUACCUCCUGGAGAACGAUCAAGGAAUUUCCAACCUUCUGCUAAAAAAGCUGCGGCUGCAAACGCAAAAGCUCCUUUGGCUCAAAACACAGCUCCAACUGUGCCAGCUGGUCUGCAAUUGGCUUCUGCUGUGUCACCAAAUGCCAACUUGAAUGCAGUGCAAGCCGCUGCCCCUGUGCGUCAAUUGGAGCCUAUGUUUGUGGCCAUUCCGCCACGACCCCAGCGCCUGCUCCACUCUGAAGCGUACAUCAGAUACAUUGAGGGCAUCAACUCUGAUAGCAGACACAUCUCCAACUGGGAGAAGAGUUUGAAGGCCACCCCCGAGACCACAAUGGUUGACCCUACUCGCCUGCCUGCACACUGGCUCAACAACGGCGUUGGCAACCAUGGAAAUGUGACCAACGCUUUGUGGGCUCUCCGAGAUUACCUUAUGAGGGACUCUUUGAAUCUCGCUAAGAAUGCUUGAAGUUUAAUAGCUCAGCUAACGAUAGAUAGCUGAUAUUCGUCUAUAGCUUGUUCUGUGUUUUCAUUACUUAAAAUUUGGUUUGUACUGUAUUAUUUAAUCAAGUAACAAUAAAUAAUUCAUCCAGCUUAAAAAAACUAUUAAUCUAACCAGUA